AGUAGUAGUGGUGGUGGUGGUGAUCGGUGGAAGGUGGAAAAGUAUCGAGGAUCGGAGGCGUGCAGCAUCCGCAGACGCGUUUCGCGAGGCGCGGCUCUGCGGGUCAGUGCCCCCUCUGUCGGCUCGAGUCUCUCGUGUUCACUUGACUUUCCGCGGCAACGAGCAAAAAGGAGCGAAUAAAAAAGAAAACGCCCACACCUUCGAGGCAUCCUUAAUCCGAUUUCGAGGCGAGCCCGGUUAGAACGUAGCCCGGUUUCGAAGGAAGAAGCCGAGAGAAACUGAGAGACACGGACCUACGAACACGGAUGAGCAAACGGAUAGAAAGAAGGAAAGAAACGAAUACACGGAGAGAAAGAUCGAAAGCAUGGAAUCCGUUAGCGAUCGAAGCAACUGGUCGGCCGCUCGUUGACUCUCGGAUCGUUUGGCCUCGUGGUUCGGUCGUGCCAUGUCGAGCGUGCCAGCACCAACUACGUGAAGAAAACGUACAAGAGGGAAGAUGAACGUGCGGCCGACGAUGAGGAAAAAGAACGAGAGGUAGUAUCAAAGGAGCAGCGAUACUUUUAUGUCGUCGAAGAGGAGAGGAAUUUAGGUAAGGAAGGGGGCGCGUUCGAAGGGACAGAAGAGAUGAUCAUUCGAAGUUCGAUGGUCCUAGCCCUGGUCCUGGCAGUGUUGUCGGUGGACCAAAAUGGCGGCCAACCGAACGGCCAGGAGAGACACGCGUCCGAUUAUUUUUCACGCAAACUACCUCAAAGGGUGACGCGACUGGUGCCACGACGGUCACCGAUGUUACCACAGGACAGCGCGGCCGCGAUGGGCCUGGCGAUGCAGAGCAGAGCGGUCGAUACCAGGGUUCAACUGGAGGUCAGAGAAGGCGAGCCGAAGGGGACCCUGGUAGGCCUGAUACCGGUCAAGCCUGGCUUUACCUACAGGUUCAACGAGCCGCCGCAGGAAUUCGUGCUGGAUCCGGAAACCGGCAAGAUCAGAACGGCCAAAGUCCUCGACAGGGAAGCGUUGAGCAGCGAUAGGUUCGACCUGGUCGUGUUGUCCAGCCAGCCGACCUAUCCGAUCGAAGUGAGGAUCCUCGUGCUGGAUAUCAACGACAACGAUCCGGAAUUUCCGGAGUCCAGUAUAGCCGUGAGUUUCUCGGAAUCGGCGGUAGUGGGGACGAAAUUGUUGCUGGAUGCUGCCACGGAUAAGGAUACGCUGGAGAACGGCGUGGUCGACGAUUAUUUCAUCGUGAAUGGGAACACCGAUGGGAAAUUUCGUUUGGAAGUGACCGGUAAUCCGACCGGUGAAACGUCCUAUCUGCAUUUGGAAACGACGGGAAAAUUGGAUCGAGAACAGGUAGAAUUUUAUUCGUUGAACGUUUGCGCGAGGGACAGAGGCCGACCACCGAGGUUGGGUUAUCUUCUGGUAAACGUGACCGUGUUGGACGUGAACGAUAAUCCUCCGAUAUUCCAGCAGAGCGACUACGUGGUCGCUCUGAACGAGAGUGCCCCGGUAGGGACCAAAGUGUUGACGGUUCACGCGACGGACAAGGAUUCCGAGGACAAUUCCAAGCUGACGUAUUAUUUACCGGAUACCGAGAGACAGUUCACCAUAGACCCGGAAACAGGCACCAUAACGACGGUCGAGCCUCUGGAUUGUCCGCAACAGAGUUGCACGAUCGCGGCGCGUCUAGGAGACGGUUGUCCAAAGAGCUGCGUCAUAACGGUCUUUGCUCGAGAUCACGGCUCGCCGAGGCAGGAUGGCCGGACCUACGUAACGGUGAAUCUAUUGGACGCGAACGAUCACGAUCCUGAAAUAAAGUUCAGCUAUUUCCCAUCUACGCCGGGGUUCGCCACCGUCGACGAGAACGCCGCCAAGGAUUCGAUCGUGGCCGCAGUCGCGGUUAUCGACAACGACGAGGGUCUGAACGGCGAGACCACCGUGGAAAUUCGUGCUGGCAACGAAUUGGGCCACUUCAGACUGGACAAUACACCUAGUUUCGAUAUAGUUCGCGUGAACGGUCGAUUGGAUCGCGAGGAAAUACCGAAAUACAAUCUGACCGUGGUGGCGACCGAUAAAGGCACGCCGCCGCGAUCGGCAACCGCCUAUCUCGUGAUCCACGUGAACGACGUUAACGACCACGAACCGGUCUUUCAACAGAGCGAAUACUCCGCGGUGCUGUCGGAACUUUCGCCUACCGGCAGCUUCGUGGCUAGCAUCUCCGCGACGGACGCCGAUUCCGGAUUGAACGCGAGAAUAUAUUACGAUUUCGACUCGGGCAACGAGCAAGGUUGGUUCGCGAUCGAUCAGGACACCGGUCUGGUCACCACCGUGGCGACCCUCGACAGGGAGGUGCAAGGAAGCAUAGAGUUGCACGUGUCCGCCAGAGACGGUGGUCCGAAUCCCAAGUACGCUUCGACUCAUCUCAAGGUCACGAUUCUCGACGAGAACGACGAGGCGCCUAGAUUCUCGCAGAACGUGGUUCGCGUCACGCUGUCGGAGAAUACCCCGCCGCAGAGUCUCGUGGCAACGUUGACGGCGGUGGACAACGACCAAGGAACGAACGGUAGCGUCGCGUACAGCUUUCACUCGAGCGUGUCCCGGGACUAUCCGAAAACGUUCGCCCUCGACGGACUGACCGGCCAAUUGACCACGAAGGUGAACUUGGAUCGCGAGACCACCGCCGAAUAUCAGAUUCUGGUAAUCGCCAAGGACCAAGGUACACCGCCGCAAUCGUCCACCGCGACGGUGAUAUUGACUCUGGAGGACGUCAACGACAAUUCGCCGGUGUUUUAUCCGUGGAGGUACCUAAUGCCCAUACCGGAGGACGCUCCGCCAGGAACAUCGGUGGGCAAAGUGACGGCGACCGAUGCCGAUGCUCGAGAAAACGCACAGGUCAGAUACUCGCUGGAAUCCGGUGGCGAGGGACUCUUUACGGUCGACGAGAGAACCGGCGAGAUCACGCUUCAGGGUUCGUUGAGGGCGGCUCACAAGACCCUCUACGAAUUGAACAUAUCGGCCAAAGACACCGGGGACAGAGUGGCUGGCAGAAACGCUCUGGUUGAGAUCAUUCGCGAGGAAGACUUGGAACACCUGGAGUUCGACACUUACAACGGUUACGAGUUCAGGAUAGCCGAGGACAGGGGAGAAUGCGGCGCGAUGUCGAACGUGUUCGCUCGGGACGCUGGCACCGUACAGAUUACGCAAUACGACAGCUCCAAGAUCUCGUACGCCAUCGUGUUCGGCGAUCCGAAGGGUAACUUUAAGAUAGACGAGAGUACCGGCACGAUCAGUACUUCCGGGUGUUUAGAUCGGGAGCAGGUGGCUUACUACAGUCUGCAAUUAUCGGCCAGAGCCGGACUCGCUUACGGCCAAACGUCCGUAAACAUCACGGUGCUGGACAUUAACGACAAUCCGCCGAGGUUUCCCAAGGGCGAGAUCGGCGACGAGGUGCUUCUGAAGGAAAACGCGGCCGUAGGACAAGAGGUGUGCCUGGCUCGCGCCAGGGAUCGCGAUGCCAGCGCCAAUGCGAGGAUCGUCUAUUCGUUGACUCACAAUCCCGGAGGACAGUUCAGGGUGGCGGAAAAUUCUGGCAUUAUUUAUCUGGACAAGCCGAUACGAGCUGCGCCGGGAACGGUACUGCACCUGGAGGUAACCGCCACGGAUUCCGGAAAUCAGCCGUUAUCCGCUCAGCAUCAAGUCAGGGUAACCAUCGAAGACGUGAACGACCAUACGCCGGUGUUCAAGCUGACCAGCUACGAGACGUCGCUACCGGAGUCCACACCGGUGAACGAUAGAUUUUUCUCCCUGAUCGCUAUCGACGUCGAUCUCGGUGCUAACGGCCGGGUGUUGUACAGCAUAACCGACGGAAAUACCGAGGAUCGGUUCGGAAUAUUCCCGGACGGCCAGUUAUACGUGAAGAACGUUCUUGAUCGCGAGGAGCUGGACUAUUACGCGCUCGAGGUAACGGCCACCGAUCAAGGUAGCCCGUCUAGAAGCUCAGUAGUACCGGUGGUCGUUCACAUAAUCGACGAAAAUGACAACGCGCCGGAAUUCACCAAUUCGAGCUUCGUGCUCCACCUACGCGAGAACGAGCCACCGGACACGUUCGUCGGGAAAUUAUUGGCAACGGAUCGAGACGUGGGUCGCAACGCCGACCUCGUCUUCUCCCUUCCAGCUAGUCAACAGGACUUCACCGUCGAUCCCAGAAACGGUUUCAUCAAGUCUCUUCGAGUGUUCGACAGGGAGCUGCUGGUAACCAAUACCGGUAGCAGCUACAUUACCUUGGAGGCUACCGUCACCGACAACGGAGUCAAUCGACUUCGCGAUCGAGUCAAGGUCGUCAUCUACAUCACCGACGUCAACGACAAUAUCCCUCAGUUUCAGAGGUUACCGUACAGGGUACAGGUAAACGAGGGUGCGGCGAUCGGCACGCAACUGUUACGAGUGUACACCACGGAUGCCGACGAAGGAUUGAACGGGGACGUGUUUUACUCUCUGGAGGAUGGAAAUCAACACGGCCGGUUUGCCAUAGACGAGGCGACCGGACAGAUCUCUCUGACGAAGGAGUUGGACCGCGAGACUACGGACGCGUACGUGUUGACCGUAGUGGCGCACGACGCCGGCUUGGAAACUCGUCUGUCCUCGAGCACGACCGUUCACAUCGAAGUGCUCGACGAGAACGAUAACGUGCCCCUGUUCGUCGACGAUAAAUCAAGCAUCUCCGUUCUCGAAACGACACCGACCAACACGGAACUACUUAGGUUCAAAGCCACGGAUAACGAUCUGGGACCGAACAGCGAGCUAGCCUUCGCCAUAUCCGCUGGCAACAGGAGGGACACCUUUUACAUCGAUCCUCUGACAGGGACGUUGUACUUGAGAAAGCCGCUGGAUUAUGAGGAGUUGGAAAAGUAUACGCUGAACGUGACCUGCAGCGACGGCGGUCAUCCGAGGUUGAGCUCCGUUACCACGCUGAUCGUCGAGGUUAUCGAUGCCAACGACAAUCCGCCGGUGUUCCCCAACACCGCGAUAGCCAGACAAAUUAGAGAGGGAAUUCUGGUGCACACGCCGAUAGUAACCAUCACGGCGGAGGAUCCCGACUCGAACGAGAACGGAGUGGUCACGUACUCUAUCGCUAGUCAAGAUCCGGAGGAUCAGGUUCGAAGAUUCGGUAUAAAUCCAUCCACCGGUGUCAUACACACCCUGUUGCCGAUCGAUCGCGAGGAAGUCGACACCUACAAGUUGGUGGUCGUGGCGACCGACAGCGCUCAACCAGCUAGCGCCAGGCUGUCCGCGGAAAAAUUGGUCAUCGUUAUCGUCGAGGACAUCAACGACAACGCGCCGAUCUUUGUCAGCAUGUCCGCCGUCGUGUUACCGCUCAAAGGAAAUUACUAUCAGUACCAAAAGGAGAUCACGGUUACUCAGUUGGUCGCCAGAGAUCUGGACUCGAGCACCAACGGUUUGGUCACUUACGAAUUACUUAGAUCGAGCAUCAACUAUCCGGACAUGUUUCGAAUCCAUCGAAACACCGGCCACCUGACGAUAAGACUGCCGCGAUCCCUGAAGAGCAGCUUCGAACGGGUCUCCAAGUAUCAAGUAGGGAUCCGCGCUACGGACGAGGCCGUUCAGGCGGAACGAAGAUCCACGGAGACCUAUUUGACCCUGAUAGUGCCCGGGGAAGAUGGGGACGAUCAACCAAUAUGGGAGCACCGUGGCCAGAUCGAGGGCAGCGUGUACGAGAACGAGCCGAUCGGCACGAGCAUUUUGAGAGUGAGUGCUCGCAGUCGUAGAUCGAAUAUCGAUCUCGAAUACUACGUGACGAACGUGACUGCUGGUAGCGGCGGUCCGCAGGUCGACAGAUUGUUCGACGUCGACACGAAGACAGGUAUAUUGUCGACGGCUGCCGCGCUGGACAGGGAAACAGGAAUCCAGUGGUACGAGGUGGAGCUGUACGCCAUCGGUGUUGGUGGUACCAGGCCCAGUACGACGUCCACCAAAGUUCGCGUGACGGUUCUAGACAAGAAUGACGUGGCACCGACCUGGGGAACCGGCACCUGGAAAUUCAAAAUCUCCGAGGAGGCGCCGCCUAACACCGUUGUCACGGUCUUGAAAGCGUACGAUCCGGAUACGAUCGGAACCUUGACUUACACCCUGGUACCGAAUCAUCGGCCCGAUCCAGGUCCUGGCACCGCUCUUGGUUUCUACCCGGCCAGCCAACACGAGCUUCAAGACGAAAGCCAAUGUCAGUUCAGACUUCAUCCGACCACGGGACAACUGACACUCGCCGAGGCUCUCGACAGAGAGACCAGAGAAAAGUAUGUCCUGAAAGUUCGAGCCGAUGAUGGAUUGCAACACACGGACAUCGCGUUAACCAUUCAGGUGACCGACACCAACGACAAUGCACCGACGUUCCAGAGCACCGCGUAUUCGUUCGACGUGCCGGAGAACGUGCCAAGGGGCAGCCGAAUAGGUCAGGUCGUCGCCACUGACGCAGACGCCAACGGGCCCAACAGUCAACUCAGCUACACUUUGAUUUCCGACUGGGCCAACGACGUUUUUUCUCUGAAUCCUAGCACCGGCGUGUUCACGUUGACGGCCAGCCUUGACUACGAACAGGUGCAGCACUACAUUUUGGUAGUCCAAGCGACAGACGGCGGCAUCCCGGCGCUUUCCUCGACGGUGACGGUCUACUGCAACGUCGUCGACUUGAACGACAACGCGCCGAUCUUCGAGGCGGGUCCGCACGCCGCGGAUAUCGUCGAGAAUACGACGAUCGGUACACCGAUUCUAUCCGUGGCCGCCCAGGACCUGGACUCCGGAGAUAACGGCAGGGUAAUUUACGCUGUCGCCGGCGGUGACGAGAACGGUGACUUCGGAGUGGCACCAAACGGCACCCUUUACACUCGGAAGUUACUCGACAGAGAACAAAAGCCACUUUACAAUUUGAUCCUCAGCGCCACCGAUAGCCCUUUGCCACCUGCUCUGCCUUUGUCUUCCACCGUACAGGUGACCGUGGUGUUGCUGGACGUAAACGACAUGUCGCCGGAGUUCAUAUCACCGACGAAGAUUUCGAUAAUAGAGAACGCGCCGAGCAACACGGUAGUGAUGGCCAUUAAGGCGGUGGACAGGGACGAAGGACGGAACGGAUACGUGGAGUACUCCCUCGAGGACACGACGCUUCCCUUCACCGUUGGUCCCGUAGAUGGACUAUUGCGCGUAUCUGGCUCGUUGGAUCGCGAAUUAAGGUCAAACUACACCUUGGAAGUAACCGCGAAAGACCGCGGUGAACCACCGAGAUCGUCCUCGACCGCAGUCACUGUCACGGUCCUCGACGAGAACGACAAUUCGCCGGUGUUCGAUCCGAGACAGUACUCGGCCACUGUUGCCGAGAACGCCAGUAUCGGGGCUAGCGUGCUGCAGGUAUCGGCGAUGGAUCGCGACGAGGGUGCGAAUGGAAGGGUGAGAUACGGUAUCGCGAUGGGAGACGAUAACAGAGAUUUCACCAUUUCCGAGGACGGCGGUGUCAUCAGAGUGGCGAAGAAUCUCAACUUUGAACGGAAAUCCAGGUACUAUUUGACGAUAAGGGGUGAGGAUUGUGCCUCGGAAGUAGGCGAAACACCACGGGGCGAUACCGCUCAGGUCACCAUCACUGUCAUCGAUAUAAACGACAAUGCACCGGUUUUCUUGGAUUCGCCCUAUUUGGCGCACGUUAUGGAGAAUAUGGUACCACCUGGGGGCGGAUUCGUGAUACAGGUCAAAGCUUACGACGCGGAUACUCCACCUUACAACGACCAAGUGAGGUACUUUUUGAAGGAAGGUGACACGGAUUUGUUUCGAAUAAACGCGAGUACCGGCGACAUUUUUCUGCUUCGACCCCUCGACAGAGAACUGGUGCCGGAGUACACCCUGACGUUAGUGGCCAUGGAUACCGGUUCUCCGCCUUUGACUGGAUCGGGCAUCGUUAGAAUCGUCGUGCUCGAUGUCAACGAUCACAUUCCGGAAUUCACCAGGCAGGAAUACAGGGCAACGGUUACCGAAAACCUGGCUUCCGGAACGUGGGUCACCAAACCUCACGCCACGGACAAAGACGAAGGCCUCAACGCCAAAAUCAGGUACAGUCUGCUGGGAGAAAAUUCGGAACGUUUCACCGUUGAACCCGACACUGGAGAAGUGUUCACGGUGGUACCGCUCGAUCGGGAACAAACCUCGGUCUACCAUUUGACUUUGGUCGCUCAAGAUUCGAGCCCCACGGAACCUCAGGCCUCCGCCGUCAAUCUGACGAUCUUCGUGAAGGACGUGAACGACAAUGCCCCUAGAUUUUCUAGUCCAAGAUACACGGCCUACGUGCCGGGUGCAACCAAACCAGGGGAUUUCGUGUUCGGCGCGAAAGCGGUGGACGACGACGACGGAGAGAAUUCCCGGAUCGUGUAUCGUCUCCAGGGAAUCGAUGCGGAGAAGUUCGUGAUCGAUCCGAACAGCGGAGUGAUAAGGACGACACAGGAAUUGGCCAAUGACGAAACCACCUACCAAUUGCAAAUCCAAGCGUCCGAUUGCGGCGUCAAGCCGCAAACGGUCACCGCCGACUUGGUGAUACACCUGUGGGAGAGGCAACUGUUUCCCAGCUUUCGAUCCACCAUUAGCACCAGGUUCACGUUACCGGAAGACGUUCCAGAGGGUCGGGUGAUCACGAAAUUGAGCGCGACCACGCCGAAAGUUGGAACCGCCAGCAAUCUGGUCUAUGGAAUGGCUGGUGGGAACGUCGGCGAUGCGCUCAAGAUCGAUCCUCACACCGGAGAGGUGUUAGUCGCGUCUGGAUUCGAUUACGAAACCGCGCCGUUCUACGAAGCCUGGGUAGAGGUUCGUGAUUCGGACACUCCGGCUCUCAGGAGCGUUGUGCAACUGCUCGUGAAUGUUACGGACGCCAAUGAUAAUGCACCGAUAAUGGAGGCGGCCAUUUACAACGCUACGGUUCCCGAGGACGAGUACCCGCCUCUCUUCGUCAACAAAGUCUCGGCGAACGAUCGCGAUUCCGGCGAGAACGGCCAAGUGUCCUAUUACCUGGUCAACGAUUUCACCGAGACUUUCGUCAUCGAUUCCGAUACAGGAGAGAUUAGCACGAACGCGAAACUGGACCGCGAGGAGAUCGCCUCUUACGAGUUGAUCGUAGAAGCACGGGAUCAAGGACAGCCGUCGCUUACAGGCACCGCGACCGUGUUGCUCACCGUGUUGGACAAAAACGACAAUCCCCCGCAAUUCACUCGACUAUUCAGCGUGAACGUUACGGAGAACGCGGAGAUCGGCACGUUCGUCAUAAGAAUCACGAGCAGCGACCUGGACAUCGGUCAAAACGCUAACGUCACCUACAGGUUCACGGAAAAUCCCGGCGAGAAGUUCGCCAUGGACGCUCUUAGCGGUAACGUUACCGUGGAUGGGCACUUAGACAGAGAAGAACGGGACGAAUAUCUGUUAAAGGUUCGCGUUGAUCGACGAAAACGAGCCUUCGUCCAUCGCACAAUUUUCACUAACCGAUCGUUCGUAUUGUUACAGUUGGUGGUAGCGGACGGUGCUUGGCAAGCGGCAACCGUCCUUACCAUUACCAUCCAAGAUCAGAACGACAACCCUCCGGAAUUCGACGAAGAAUCUUAUCACUUUCAUUUCCCCGAGCUUCAACCGCCUGUUGCGCACGUUGGCCAAGUCACCGCAAUCGAUCGCGAUAAACAAGGUCCGAACUCCGUGAUAUCCUACAGCCUGUUGCAACCGUCCGACCUCUUCACCGUUGAUCCAGCCACCGGUGACGUUUUCAGCAAGAAGACUCUCAAGUACAAACACACUCAUCGGCCGUCCUCGCCGGAAAACCUAUACUCGCUGACGGUCGUAGCUACCGACAACGGGAAACCUCCGUUGUCCUCGAAGACGGUGGUUUACGUGAACGUAGUGGACGCGAACAACAACGCGCCGAGAUUCGACCAGAGAUCUUAUCUCUAUCCCGUGCCGGAAAAUUACGGAGUCGGCAAGAGGGUGGUGCAAUUGAUGGCGAAAGACGAUGCCGACUUUGGCGUGAACGCAGAGAUCAGUUACUUCAUGACGAACGUUAACGGGACCGAAUACUUUUCGAUCGACGAGAAAUCCGGAUGGGUGUACGUUCGAAAUACGUUGUCCAACGUGCCGGUGAGAACCACCUUCUUGUUGAAGGUUCAAGCGAUCGACAAAGGCGUGCCACCGCAGAAGGACGAGGUCUCGUUGACCUUGGUUAUAUCCGGAGAGAACAAACACGCUCCCACGUUCGCCGCUGUUAGCCAUCAGGUGAGAGUUCCGGAAAACGAACCUGUCAACACCACCAUUCUAACGGUCAGUGCCACCGACGGCGAUGACGGGCCGAACGGAAUGAUCAGAUACAAAAUAUCGGCUGGAAACGAAAAGAACGAGUUCUUCGUGCACUCGAUCACCGGCGCGGUAACCAUACUCGAGCCUCUGGAUUACGAUCUGGUGCAAGAGUAUAAAUUGAACAUCACCGCUACGGACCUGGGAUUCGAACCGAAGCAAGCCGUUGCUAUAUUGACAGUGAACGUCUCCGAUAUCAACGACAAUCCGCCGACGUUUAAUCAGAGCAUUUACGAAGCCUACCUGCCUGAAAAUUCUCCGCCAGAUAGUUUCGUUUAUAAGGUGAUCGCCCGAGACAUCGACUCGCCCAAGUACGCCGUGAUCCAGUACAAAAUUCUCGGAGGAACUGGCAAGGAUCACUUUCGUAUUCGCGAGGAUACCGGCGAGAUCGCUUCUUUGAUCAGUUUCGACUACGAGGAGGCCAACGAGUACACGUUGGACAUAGUCGCCGCCAAUCCGGACUCGAAUCCGCAAAUGGUCGGCUUCACCACGGUUCUUGUACACAUCACAGGCGUGAACGAAUACUAUCCCAAGUUCAUUCAACCGGUGUUUCACAUGGACGUGUCGGAAAGCGCAGAAGUUGGCACGUCCGUUGGCCUGGUUCAGGCAACCGAUCAGGACGCGGGCGAAGAUGGAAGAGUCUACUACCUGUUCGUCGGCUCGUCCAACGACCGCGGCUUCUCGAUCGGCUCCGAGACCGGGAUAAUUCGUGUCUCGCGAAGAUUAGACCGUGAAACGCAGAACAGAGUGGUGUUAACCGUGAUGACGAAGAACGGUGGUGGAAUUCGUGGCAACGACACGGACGAAGCUCAGGUUAUAGUCUCGAUUCAAGAUGGAAACGAUCCUCCGGAGUUCCUGCAAAGUACCUAUGACGCUACCGUGUCCGAAGGUGCGGCGCACGGCACGCGAGUUUUGACCGUUAGAGCGGUCGACAAGGAUAUAAAGCCGCAGAACAAUCAGUUCUCCUACUCGAUCAUCAGCGGAAAUCUGGGCCAAGCGUUCAAGGUGGACCCGCAGACCGGAGAUAUAGAAACUGCCAAACAACUGGACCGAGAAACGAUCCCGAUUUACGAUUUGACGAUCGGUGCCAUCGAUACCGGGUCUCCGCCGCAAACCGGCACCGCGGCUAUUCACAUCGAACUUUUGGAUAUCAACGAUAACGGGCCUACCUUCGAUCCACCAGAAGUGGUGGGCUACGUGAACGAGAACGAACCAGCUGGGACGAUCGUGAUGACACUGAGCGCCACUGAUCCUGACCUACCACCGAACGGGGCGCCGUUUACGUACAAGUUGGUUGGUGGAAGACAGAGCGAUAUGGUUACCUUGGACAAGCAUACCGGGGUAUUGAAAACUACGAGAAGUUUGGACAGAGAAGCUAUGCCUCAGUUGGAUCUUGUGGUCGAAGUGGAAGAUUCCGGAGUACCGAGAAUGAGAAGCGAGCACACGAUAACCGUGAUCGUCACGGAUCAAAACGAUAGUCCAUCGUCGCCGAGAUCGGUUCACGUGAUAGUACACUCUUUCAACGAGCAGAUACCAUUGGGAAAGAUCGCCGACGUACAUCCUAACGAUCCCGAUGUCACCGGUAGCUAUUCCUGUAAGAUACUCCAAGGAUCGAAUCCGAAAAUUCUUAGUAUUCCUAGCGCUUGCGAUCUUCACACGAAAAAGAUAACACCAGGAGUCGGCUACUCUUUAAGCGUGUCUGGGAACGACGGUCGCCAUCCUAACGUGGUAUCCAAGGUCACAGUGGAAUUUCUCGUUUUCACCAACAGCACGAUCGAAAAUAGCGUGACCCUGCAAGUAACGAAACUAAGCUCGAGAGAUUUUUUAGGUCAGUAUUAUCGUGCUCUGCUGGACGUUCUGCAGGAAGAGGUCGAUGUUGGAGACACCCUUAAGAUCUUCAGUCUUGGAGAGACUGGAUCCGACUUGAACAUCCACGUGGCAGUAGAGUCGCCUGAAGGAUACCGCAGCAAAUACGAUGUCACCGAAUUGCUAAACCGUAAUCGGGACAAAAUCCGAUCGCUUCUCCAGGGAAUGACCUUCACCGUUGGCUACUCGCCGUGCAAGCACAUACCUUGCGAGAACGGCGGCUCUUGCAGCGAUAAGUUGGUCAUCUACGAUGACGCUAGAAUCACCGACAGCCAAGCGCUGAUUCUCACGUCGCCGAGGAUGAUGCACGAGAUGACCUGCAAGUGCCGCGACGGUUUCACCGGCGAUAAAUGCGAAAGAAGACAAGAUCCUUGCUCUCCGAAUCCUUGCUUAUUGGGAGGACAGUGUCGACGACUGGGAUACGAUUUCCAGUGUACCUGUCCGAUCGAUCGCGACGGAAAGCUAUGCGAACUGGAAAGAGGCGAUGCAUGCGCGAGUAAUCCAUGCAGGAACGGUGGAUCGUGCAGGAAGAGUCCCGAUAGCUUCAGUUUCUUCUGUCUAUGUCGAGCUGGUUACAGAGGAAACCACUGCGAGGCGGUUACCGACUCUUGCAGACCGAAUCCUUGUCUCUAUGGAGGUUUAUGCGUAGGAGAAAAACCUGGGUACACGUGUAGCUGUCCAGAGGGUCGUUACGGAAGACACUGCGAACGAUCCACGUUUGGCUUCGACGAAUUGUCUUAUAUGACUUUCCCAGCCUUGGAUUCCAACACCAACGACAUAACCAUCGUGUUUGCCACUACGAAACCAGACGCCCUACUGCUGUAUAAUUACGCGCCACAAGCCGGAGGACGUUCAGACUUCGUGGUAUUGGAGCUGGUGGACGGAAGAGUGGUGUUUUCAUACGGAGGUGCAAGAAGCGCCAUCACCUCGGUCACCAUAAAAACGGAGAACUCCGUGUCGGACGGAGAAUGGAGGAAGGUAACGGCUACUAGAAACGGCAGGGUCGUGUCCUUGAGCGUGUCCAUGUGCAGAGAACAUGGAGAUAUCUGCGACGAUUGUAGACCCGGCGAUGGCACUUGCUACGCGGACGACGUAGGACCAACCGGGACUCUGAAUUUCAACAACAAUCCGCUUCUGGUGGGAGGACUGGAAAACGCAGAUCCGGUGCUCGAGAGACCAGGCCAAGUGCAUUCCGACGAUUUCGUCGGCUGCGUCCACUCGGUUUCCAUAAAUGGAAGAGCAUUGAAUCUGUCGAAUCCGCUAGCAUCGCGCGGCGUUAAGUCCACCUGCAUCAGAUCGAACAACAAUUCUUGCUCGAGAGGUGGAAAGGACUCGGCCAGCGUUUGCGGUGCGAAUUCCAAGUGUUACGACAAGUGGCAUCAAGUGACCUGCCAGUGCGGUUCUGUAACCGCGCCCAAUUGCGAAGCAGCUCUCGAAUCGAUAACGUUGAGCGAGGGUGGAUACGUCGAGUUUAAAAUUUCGGAGAAACACAGAAGAAUGCAGUUAUUGGAAUAUCUUUACAGAGGCUCGACCUUGUGGCAUAAGAAUCGAGCGAAACGCACCGUCAGCGAAGACACCAGCUUCAUAACCAAUCCAUCGCCCUUCAAAACGAUCGGUUUGAUGUUCAGAACGGUCAAAUCCGAUGGUAUUCUCGUGUACGCCGCGACCAACAAACACUUUACAUCGGUAGAGCUUCGCAACGGGCAACUAUUCUACGCGUCUCUUCUCGGAUCGCCAGUGAACAUGACCGCGAACAUCGAAGGAGGCUUGGCGGAUGGCCGUUGGCACAACCUGACCCUGCACUCUUACUUUCGAGGCUUAAGACUGUUCGUCGACGGCGUUCAAACCGGCGAGGAAUUAGACCCUGUCGGUGUCCACGACUUCCUGGACCCGUAUCUAUCCGUCCUAUCGAUCGGUGGGGUUAGCCAAGACCUGUAUUACGCUCACAGCGCUGGCGCUAGGAGUUUCGAGGGUUGUUUGGCCAACUUCACCAUCAACAACGAGAUUCAGCCGUUCAACGGGUCCGGCUCGAUCUUCAAGGAGGUGCUGUAUCACGCGAAGGUGAGCACCGGAUGCAGAGGACCGAUCGGAAUCAGCGCAGCGGCCACGGCCGAUCCUCUCAGCAUAGGAAUCACCCUGGUCAUAGUGUUCUUCGUUAUUCUGCUGAUCGCUAUACUGGUCAGUUUCAUCGUAUUCCGUUUAAGACGACAGAACAAGGAAAAGUCAGCUCCAUCGGUGGUGAACAAAAAUACCAACGCCAUAAUGACUGGAAAUCCGUUGGUUGGCUCGGGUAACGAUAAUCUGAUGUCUCGCCACGAAAACACCUAUAUAUCCGACACGUCCGACCUACGAGGCGUGGGUCACAUGGGCCCGGAAUUGAUCUCGAAAAAGUACAAGGAACGAGAAAUUAACGCGACCACCGAACAUCGACCUCAGAGGCCGGACAUCAUCGAGAGAGAAGUAACGAAAUCGCCGCCCAUUCGAGACGAACAUCCUCCCCUGCCUCCACCUGCUCAAACUUCUCUGCAUUCUCACGAACACAAUCCAGAACCUGACAUGCCCGAGCACUACGACUUGGAAAACGCGAGUUCCAUAGCACCGAGCGACAUCGAUAUCGUCUAUCAUUAUAAAGGUUAUCGGGAUGGUAUGCGGAAGUACAAAGCCACUCCUCCGCCUAUUAACAACUACGCCAACCAUCAUAAGCAUGCGGGUCAACAACACAGACACACCGGACCGUUCCCACCGCGCGCCUUGCCACCUCCGAACGUGAGCCAACCGCCAGGACCGACCCAGAAACUGUUACAGAGCACCCCGUUAGCCAGGCUAUCGCCUAGCAGCGAGCUAUCCGCUCAACAACCGAGAAUACUAACGUUGCACGACAUCAGUGGCAAACCUCUGCAAAGCGCUCUGUUGGCCACCACGUCUUCCUCCGGCGGAGUAGGCAAAGACGCUUUAAACUCCAACAGCGAGAGAAGUUUAAACUCGCCGAUCAUGAGUCAACUGUCCGGAUCAACGGCCAGUCGAAAGGCGCCUCAAUCGAACAACGAAAAUUCCGUGAACAACGUAUCUUCCGGACCGAUGGGAUUAACAGCGGAAGAGAUCGAAAGACUGAACUCGAGGCCGAGAACCUCGAGCCUCGUGUCCACUUUAGACGCCGUAAGUUCCUCCAGCGAAGCCAGAGGACCGCCCACCCACGGUCCUCUGCAUCUCCACCGACGACACACGCCACCGGUCGAGAGACUCGAACGAAGAAACUCGUCGACAACGGACGAAAGCGGCAACGACAGUUUCACCUGCUCGGAAUACGACAACACCUCGUUGGUCGGUGACAAACGGUCGGACAAUCCGUUCGCGAAACAAGACGACGAAGAAGUUAAUCAACGAAGCAACGAGUCCUCCCAAACGACGAAACCACCCCUGCCACCAAACGUCAAUUACGACGGUUUCGACAGCUCGUUCCGUGGAUCUCUCAGUACUUUGGUAGCCUCCGACGACGACCUAUCGACGCACAUGGGAGGAUUGUACAGACCGAACAACAGCGGAUCGCCAUCCACGACAACCACCGCGCUAAGUUGGGACUAUCUGUUGAAUUGGGGACUGAACUUUGAUAGUUUGGUCGGAGUGUUCAUCGAUAUCGCCGAACUACCGGACAGUGCCAAUCGUGUUCCAAGUACGCUUAGAUUACCAGCUAGUAUACCUAAGCCAUCCGAGGAAUACGUCUGAAGAGCGUUUCAACGUUCGUUAUAAUAGAAUCGUUAGAUAGCAUAGUUCUUAGAAAGAGCUACGACACAACGAUGCCGCUUUUUUUCUUUAAAUUGAAGAAGUUCAGCUAGACGAAAGGUACGCGUGAAUAACCAAAAUACCAUCGCGAAUGGAAUACGCUUUAAUCGUCGAUUAGGCGAGCGACAAAAAUCGUAAGGAGUAACGCGAGCGAUAGAAGAACGAAGGAGGACGUUUUCUAGAAUCGUAGGAACGAGCAGCGUCGUUACAUUUUUCCUGGAUUUUCCUGGCUCGUUCGAUAGCUCAAGAUUGCUGCUCUGCGAAGAACGUAACCGUUAUCUUGCCAUAAUAACAGAACUCGAGUUACGCCAUGAUUCGUCUCGAACUCGUCUGGACUUUGUAUCGUGUCGAGACGGUAUUGUGAAUUUGUAAAUAAUCCGCGAUUUUUUUCAAGUGUACCGAGACUACCUUUAUCGUUAGAAAUACGAGCCACGAUGCUUUCGUCGAAUUUUAACGAAUUUGUAUCGCGUAUCGACCUGACAAUCGCCUUGUAACACUUAACUUUCGCUGUUAGCAACGAAUUUCGUUACGAGAAUUCGACAGUCGAUGAGAAAUGGAAUUAUUGUGCGACUGUAUCGCCAACAAUUAUAUAAAUAACUAUUAUAAGUACACUAGGUUUCCUUGUAUAUAAAGUAUUUUGAGACGCUCUGUGCCAGAUAAUCUCGAUACAGUCGCGCAAUACCAAACGACGAUUAAUUAAGUGAAGAGUCAAGCGAUUUUAAACGAAAUAGAGGGAAAGGCAUCGAUCUUUUCUCUACGCUUUUUGCGUUCCUGAUGGUAGCCGUCGAAUCGCGACGACUGCACAGCUACUCGUUCAACGUUCCGUUAAGAUCGCUAAAGUAAUCGACCAACUUUGAAAUUCGUUAAACGUCUCGCUUAUACGCGGUUGUAUUUUACAGCAUUUCAUCGAGAACGUUGAACAGAGUGUAAUUGCCAGACUGAUUUUUCCCACGAAGUUUCGAAGCGUUAUAAUAGAUUAUACUACAAUACCAUCGAUCGUCAAAAUUUUGUAAAUUACGCGAAUUGCCCGUUGUAAAUAUCGUAUGCCUGAUCUGUACAAAAUGUGUGAAUGAGCCGCGUGUGUACUACUUUAUCAUCGAUCGUAUUUGUAAUAAACAAGACAUUUGUAAAAAAAAGAAAAGAGAGAGAAAAAUCGAUCAUAUUCUAUUCCUUCCUACCUGAAGCUUUUUUCUUAGAAUAUCCCAUCCGAUUUUAUACCGCACAACGAUAUCACAAACGCGAAGACAUUCGACUGACGUUUCUCGUCCUGAACGUAUUUCGAGUCCUCUAUCGUUUCGAUAUUCGUCUCGAAAACAGG
Messenger RNA from Bombus pascuorum, 17332 nucleotides. RefSeq names its product cadherin-related tumor suppressor (gene ft). Gene Ontology annotation, molecular function: cadherin binding; calcium ion binding. The transcript is spliced from 21 exons. NCBI's taxonomy places the organism in Eukaryota, Metazoa, Arthropoda, Insecta, Hymenoptera, Apidae. Gene Ontology annotation, biological process: homophilic cell-cell adhesion; multicellular organism development; adherens junction organization. The coding region runs from base 625 to 15957 and encodes 5110 amino acids. The record is from RefSeq and is a predicted model, not a curated record. Gene Ontology annotation, cellular component: plasma membrane; catenin complex; adherens junction.